Puccinia graminis f. sp. tritici CRL 75-36-700-3 is the source of this 1178-nucleotide messenger RNA. RefSeq lists its product as uncharacterized. Lineage: Eukaryota; Fungi; Basidiomycota; Pucciniomycetes; Pucciniales; Pucciniaceae. Bases 350 to 799 code for a protein of 149 amino acids. The transcript is spliced from 8 exons. The record is from RefSeq and is a predicted model, not a curated record.
GACUUCAUAUACUUACAAUCGACGAUCUCACUUUAUCCUCACUUUUCUUCGAAAGCAAACUGACACACGAAAGAAACACACAAAGAAUCAAAGAAAGAAAGAAAGACAGAAAGGGAAACUAGUCAAUUAGAUAUUCAAGUCAAAGCAGAAAAAAAAAACUCAAAACCGACAUUGAAAACAACAAAACAAACUAAACAAACAAACAAACAAGAAUACCAAACAAUCAACAGUCGUCUCCUCGAUUUUUAUUAGGAUUAACACCUGGAACGGAGCUUUGAAAUCAACCAACCAACCAGCCAACAAUCAGAUCGGGACUUUUUUCGUAUUUAAUCAUUAUACAAGUUAACAGAUGUCAGCGAAUCGAAGAAUUGCCAAGGAAUAUACCGAUCUGCAAUCUAAUCCUAUCAAUCAUGUGACGAUCGAACCUGAUGAGAAUAAUGUCUUGCAUUGGACUGGAAUUAUGGAAGGACCUACAGGAUCGUGUUACGAAGGAGGAAAGUUUAAGAUAGAAGCGACGUUUCCAUUAGAGUAUCCAUUCAAAGCGCCGACGAUUAAAUUCUUGACUAGGAUCUAUCACCCUAAUAUCACCCAAGAAGGAUUACUCUGUAUAGGUCUAUUGAAACCAGAUGCUUGGAAACCGUCGAUCAGGAUCGAACAUGUCCUCAGAGCGAUCGUGAAUCUCUUAGUCGAACCCAAUCCCGAGGAUGCGAUUGUGGCUAGCAUUGCUGAACAGUUCGAUAAGGAUUAUGAGUUGUUUAAGGUUACUGCUCAAGAACAUGUUCGUAAAUAUGCGACUUGAUAUGACAGAGCCCGAUGAGGAGUUGAUUAAAAGUUAUCCAUGAAAAAAAUCAGAAUGUUUUGGAGAGUCUGAUUUAAUCUCUGAUCAUCUUAUUUACUCUCUUAACUCAAUAGAUCUUCAACUUUUGCUUCUUCUUCUUCUUCUUCUUCCCUCCUCUCUUCUUUUUUUUCCUUAUUGCAAAAAAUCCUCAAAAAAAGUGUCGUUGUAGUUGUAAUUAUUUGGGAUGAUCUACAUAUUUUAAUUUAUAGUUUGUGAACUUUAUUGUUCCUUAAUUAUGUCUUGUCCUCUUCCUUAUAACUUACUUGGCCUGAUUUUCUCUUCUUUUCUAAACUGCCUACCUCAAAUGAUCAAGUACUUGAUGAAAACACAAAAAAAAACC